Molecule: messenger RNA, 3126 nt
Organism: Cyprinodon variegatus (sheepshead minnow)
Lineage: Eukaryota; Metazoa; Chordata; Actinopteri; Cyprinodontiformes; Cyprinodontidae
Product: SUZ domain-containing protein 1-like
Exons: 4
Coding region: 400-882 (160 amino acids)
Source: RefSeq, a predicted model, not a curated record
CAACCUCACUUCCGCUCCCCAGUCUAAACGGUUAGAUUAGCUUAGCAGUGGAUCUCAUCCGACUGGACCCCAAGGCCGUUUAGUGAAUUUUUCACGUUUUUACUUUAAUGUUAAAGUGAUUCGUCUACGUUUAAAGGCCCUAGAAGCGGAAUUAAAAGUGACCGGAAGUGGGGCCAACAUUGUAAUUUCUUCCGAGCGUCAAGCUAACAGGCUAACACGCGGCCAAAUAAAGGUUUACGAAUUUGCUCCUUUAGCUUACAUCAGACCAUAAAACCAAGUGAAACCCGAGUCCUCGGCAGGUCUUGCCUGUCCUUGCUCCCACCGUCUCAUGCCCCCAGCUGGGACUGGAUAUAGUUUGCUGGAGGAGUGAAGGGACAUCCUGCCAGACUCAAGUUAAACAUGGAGGAUGAGGAGGUAGCUGAGAGCUGGGAAGAAGCAGCGGAGAGUGGGGAAAUUGAGAGAAGACUUGAGGCAAAACUAAAGAUAAAUCAGGAAGCAAAGAAGACCAAUUUAAAGUCUGCUAGCUCCCCUGUGAGAACAGCAAUUGUAGUCCAAGAUGACUCCUUGCCUGCGGCUCCUCCACCUCAGAUUCGAAUUUUAAAGCGUCCUUCCAAUAAUGGGAGCACGGGGAACUCUACAUCCUCAUCUCGUCCCUCACAGCAGAUGAAGUCUUUGGCGCAACGGGAGGCAGAGUAUGCAGAGGCCCGGAGGAGAAUUUUGGGUAGUGCUUCCUCAGAGGAAACGCCUCAGGACAAUCCAAGCCAGGACCGGGCGCCACGUAUGAAUGUGCAGCAACCAUUAGAAGCAGUUCGCCCAAACAAUCAGGUGAUCCGUCAGCCCACUGGUCCCGAUGGCACCUCCGGCUUCCGGCUCUGCAGAUAAACUGAAGCUACCUGCUGCAAGGAAACCGCUGCUUCUUGGAGAGUUUGGGCGAAAUGACGGGGUGUUCUGCGUGACUUCUUAAGAGCAGAGUGUUGAGAUGACAUUCAAUUUGACUAAAAUUAGGAGUUAAAUCUACUUGUCCACCAUCUCUUCUCUGCACACUUUGAUUUGAUCUUUGCCUUUUGCCUUGUCCUUUCCCUCUGUGGACCUGGCAAGGUGACUGGCAGAGGUCAAGGAUGUUAAAGCCCUUAGUUCCUCAUUUGGAACAGGCUUUAAUCACACACCCCAACACACUGUGAUACUCUGGGCUGUCCGGUUUUAAAUCUGGGAAGUGUUUGUCACUUCAGGGAGAAUAAGGAGAACUGGUUGGUUGAUCUGGGGGGUGGGGGGUGCAAGGUAUGCAAGCAGAUGAGUCAUUUUCUCCCAGGUAAAAAACGGGUCAAUGCUGGGUAUGGGACAAGAGGAGGCCUAGAAGAGCUGAGAGGAAAUAUAUAAAGUACACAGUGCCAAGAACUGACAGUUAAGCUAAUUGAGGGCAAGGUGGAAGAAGGUUGUGCAGCUCGGACCUAUUCAGUGAAAGCUCACAGUGCCCAAAAAUGUGUCUUAGCGCUGCAGACAGUGGGUCAGAGCAGAACUUUGCACAGUGCGUGGGUUGGUCCAAUAGGAAAGCAAACCUCUGGCCCGAAACGGUGAUCUGAACGACAAGAGUCACCUGAUCUGUUUCUACAAGCAAUAACAAUGAAAUCACUUCCUGGUUUUUGUUUGUGAGUUCUGUUUUAAACAUUGUUUCUACAUGUUUUGUGACAUUUUUUUUUUUAAAUCAGGAGAUUUGUAGGCUGUUUAGAAAAUAGGUUUGCAAUAGAAACAUAUUUUGGAUGUGGUUAAUUUGAUCGGUUUUGCAGAAGCUAAUUUAGGAAUCAAGAGUUUUUGUCUCAUGUGUUUUGCAUCAGCAGAAAGUGUUGGAGCUGAAGCACAACGUCUGACUGUGAAGAUGAUCCAUAAAUGGCAGCAUUAAGCCCAGAGGGAUGCCAUGUUGAAAUUUGUCAAAUAUCAUAGAUCGUACCUUUUAUUCUGCUCUCUGUGGAACAAAGCCAAAUUUAUCUUCCUGGUUUUGACAGAUGUCUUCCGGGCUAUUUUUUUUUUUUUUUUUCAUACAUAAGAGUUUUAUCAUAUUAACUUGCUUUCAAAGAUGAGUAAAAAAAUAUGUUUAAAAUAAAGAGGUUGCAAGUACUGACAGCUGGUAUCAAAAAGUCCAAGUAGGCUUGAAUUGGGACUGGUCCUGUUGCUCCUUGGCAGUUCGGCCCAAUGGAGACACUUAUUACCCAUCAUGCAUCAUCCACCAGGGAAGUAUGCACUUUGAAAACUACAUGAAGUUCCUCUUAAAUUGUGCUUAAUAAGUACUUCAAUAUGUGACUGCAAGAGAAAAGUUCCUAAUCUAAUUUCAUUGGAAUCAGCCUGAAUAUUGAUUAGCACCAUAAUUAGCAGAAGCAAUGUUUAAUACAAAGGAUUAAAAAAAUAUUUAAGAUUUUAACGUUUUCUAUGUAACAAAUUAUUUAUGCAAACAAAAAUAAAUGAUACACGAUAUUUAAAGUAAAGGGACAGUAACUGACCAAGGGACAAACAGAUCUGGAUUUUUUAGAAAAGGACUUUAUGCCUUAACUUUAUCCUGCCUGACCACAUUCACUCACUACUGGCUAUUUUGGCUUAACUUUGAAGCGGUUUUAGUGCUUGUGAUACAUUUUGCCAUCUGCCCACUACUGGAGUUUUUACUUUUUAGAAAAUUCCUCUCUGCACUCAGUGACGUUUUUCUUGCCGAACAGAUACCCUAAAUACACUUUUAGACGUAUUGAUGUGACGCCCCUCUUUUCUGGAAUUUGGCUGCACUUUAUCCACCCCGCUGUCUAAAGGUGCUGCAUUUAAGGUUCAGGUGUUAAUAAAGCUUUGAGUUUAUUUACUCUGCUACAAGCAACUAGAAUUGGGACCUAUCGCUUUUAAGCGUCCAAGAUAAACCCUUCUGUUGGGUUUUGGAUCAGAUCAUACUCUAACAAAGGUGUAUGUUAUCAGACAGUCUGUCUUUGUAAUGAAUUCAAGCUGACACCAAUUUUGCAUUAUUGAUCAACCCAUGAUGCUUUAUUGUAGAUGUUCAAAGACAGUCAUCUAGUUUGAAGCCCAUUUGAUGUCAUCGUUUUAAAACUUGAAUCGUAAUGAAAUUCAAAAACCCUUUAAUAAACAUUUAAAGAUACA